Molecule: messenger RNA, 1164 nt
Organism: Leucoraja erinaceus (little skate)
Lineage: Eukaryota; Metazoa; Chordata; Chondrichthyes; Rajiformes; Rajidae
Gene: rnaseh1
Product: ribonuclease H1
Exons: 8
Coding region: 28-900 (290 amino acids)
Biological process (GO): DNA replication, removal of RNA primer
Molecular function (GO): RNA-DNA hybrid ribonuclease activity; nucleic acid binding; magnesium ion binding
Source: RefSeq, a predicted model, not a curated record
GGAGGGGAGGCUGCGUGCGCGCGGCCGAUGUGGCGGUUGGGCGGCGUGGCUGCGGCGGCGCUGGUCCAGGUGCAGGCCCAAGCCGUGGGGCUGGCGUGUUGGAUGAAAGGUCGCUUUUACUACGCUGUGCGGGCGGGGAGGAGCCCCGGGGUGUACCCCACCUGGGAUGAUUGUAAAAAGCAAGUCGACAAAUUUCCUAAUGCCAUUUUCAAGAAAUUUGCAACAGAAGAAGAUGCAUGGGCUUUUGUAGGUGCUGCAGGUUCAAGUUCACAAUCUACACCUAGGGAAUGUGAUGGCCAAAGUAAACCUGCUGAUGAGUGUGAACAAAAGAAAUGUGGUGGGAAAAAACGUCCCCACAAUUUGUCUGAUGAUGACAUGGAGCCAUGCAAUAAAAGUUUCAGAAGCACAAAAUCAUUUGUUGACUUGGGAGAGAAGUUCACUUACAUGGGUGAUGCAGUUGCAGUCUAUACUGAUGGUUGUUGUGCGGGCAAUGGGCGCAAAGGCGCGCAAGCUGGAAUUGGUGUGUACUGGGGACCUGGUCACUCUCUAAACCUGAGUGAACGACUUUCAGGAAGACAGACUAACCAAAGAGCGGAAAUAGUUGCAGCGUGUCGAGCUAUUGAACAGGCAAAGGAACUCGAUAUGGAAAAACUGGUUAUUUUCACUGAUAGCAUGUUUACAAUUAAUGGUAUUACCAAGUGGAUUAAAUCGUGGAAGAUUAAAGGUUGGAGGCUUAGUACGGGAGGACCUGUAAUCAACAAAGAGGACUUUGAAAGACUAGACAAAUUGACUUCUAGUUUCAAUGUUGAAUGGAUACAUGUACCAGGUCAUGCUGGUUUCCCAGGAAAUGAAGCGGCAGACAGUCUUGCAAAGGACGGAGCGUCCAAGCCACUAUGCUGAUGAGCCCUGACAAGAUUGCACUAACCAAUUCUGCAAGGAUGCAAGUGUAAACUGUGUGCAUUAGCUAUUACAAAGCAAACUUAUAUAUGUGGCAAAACUUCUUAUCACUAAGCUGUUCUUUGCUGACAUUGCUGGAGAGUUUGACCAACUUUGCAUUUCAUGUUUGUGUGUGUCGUCCAUACUUUUCUAGCUAUUUGUUCAAAUUGGUGAUGGAAUAUCUUUUUUAUUGGAUCAUGUUGACACAAUAAACAAUAUUAAUCUGGA